This is a messenger RNA of Tricharina praecox, 1809 nucleotides long. RefSeq names its product major facilitator superfamily domain-containing protein. Gene Ontology annotation, cellular component: fungal-type vacuole membrane. The record is from RefSeq and is a predicted model, not a curated record. The coding region runs from base 182 to 1618 and encodes 478 amino acids. NCBI's taxonomy places the organism in Eukaryota, Fungi, Ascomycota, Pezizomycetes, Pezizales, Pyronemataceae. The transcript is spliced from 4 exons. Gene Ontology annotation, biological process: transmembrane transport. Gene Ontology annotation, molecular function: transmembrane transporter activity.
CUGGAAUGGCCGGGAUCCCCAGAGAGAAAUACAAUUUUUGGGGUCCCUACGUUUAGUCCGGUGUCCACCGGGGGAAGGAAGCCUUUAUUAUCUCUUGACUGUCCGCCCCCCCAGGGUUCGAGACUCUCUCUUCGUUACCGUUUACCGUGCAACGCAAUUCGAUCCCCCCAACAAGCCAGCCAUGUUGCAGCCAGCACAGAACCAGUCUUCCAGUGCGCAGCUGCCGUCCGGCGCUACCUCUGUGACACAAACCGACGAGACCAUCAAACGGAUCGAGGCCGGCUCAUCGCGCUCGUCGCUGUCGGCGUCGACGGUGAUGGUGGACGAGAAGAUCGAGGAGACUGCUGGGGCCGAUAACCUGGAGGAGCUGGAAAAGAAGGAUACGCGUGUGUCGAUCCACAGCCCAGCGGCUUUCCCGGACGGUGGACAGCAAGCGUGGCUGUGUACAUUUGGCGCAUUCUGCUGCUUGUUCUGCUCUUUCGGCUGGAUCAACGCAAUCGGAAUAUUUCAAGGCUACUAUCAACAGAAUCAGCUCAAGGAGUAUUCACCAUCAACAGUCUCCUGGAUCAGCAGUUUGGAAACAUUCUGUAUGUUCGGUGGUGGCGCUGUAGUCGGAAAAUUCUACGAUGCCUAUGGCCCUCGUUACAUCCUCCUCCUCGGCACAUUUCUUCACAUAUUCGGCAUCAUGAUGGCCUCAAUCUCCACCGAAUUCUACCAAUUUGCCCUCUCGCAAGGAAUCUGUUCGGCCAUCGGUGCCAGUAUGAUCUUCUACGGGGCCAUGAGCUCCGUGUCGACCUGGUUCUACAAGAAACGUGCCUUUGCCCUCGGUAUCACAGCCUCGGGAUCAUCCCUGGGCGGAGUGAUCUUCCCCAUCAUGGUUCGGCGCCUCAUCGUCUUGGUCGGCUUCGGCUGGUCAAUGAGGAUCACAGCAUUCCUGAUGCUGUUCAUGAUGGUGUUCGCAAACCUUACCGUCCGCUCCCGGCUGCCUCCCAAGGGGAUGACGCCGUGGGUGCUGCAGGAAUUCGUCAGCCCAUUCAAAGAGCCACCAUACUUCUUCAUGGUCGUGGGUGGCUUCCUCUUCUUCUUUGGAAUGUUCCUUCCGUUCAACUACCUCCCGGUCUACGCCCAACGCAACGGGAUGUCAGUGGACCUGUCCAACUACCUCGUCUCAAUCCUCAACGCCGCCUCCAUCUUCGGGCGAAUAAUCCCCGGGUACAUCGGCGACAAAGUUGGGCGCUUCAACAUGAUGGUACUGAUCACGUACGCCUCUGGGAUCCUGGUAUUCGCACUAUGGAUCCCAGGCACGGGGAACACGCCCACCAUAAUCUUUGCCGCGCUAUACGGCUUCACCACGGGCGCGUUCGUCUCGCUCAUACCCGCGCUCACCGCGCAAAUCUCGGAUAUCCGCCAGAUCGGCGUCCGCAACGGUGCAAUGUUUGCUGUCGUCUCCAUCGCCGCCCUCACUGGAAACCCCAUCGGCGGCGCCCUGGUUAGUAAGUACAACGGCGGUUACAUGGGCCUCCAGAUCUUUGCUGGCAGCACCAUCAUGGCCGGGAGCACGGCGUUUUUGGCCGCUAGGUGGGCGCUUAGUGGCGGGAAGCUUAAGGUGAAGGUCUGAGCUGUAUGUAGAGUAGGAAGUAUGUAUGCACGAAGGGGCGGCAACGAGUUGAUGUUAUGUAAUUUUUGGAUUUUAUGUUUGGGGCGUUUAGGUCAUACGGACGUUAUAGUAGCGUGUGUGUGCUAUGUAAUUCAUGAUAGUAAUGACAUGGAGACUGGAGGAUUGCGAAUUUGCGAAUUUGCGGAUCUGUC